CUGUAAGACUAGAAUGAACCAAUCUGAUAAGGCAGUUGCCAUGAUACUUCCACAGCCAACCACGUGGCAGACUCUAGUCCUCACGCUAACCUUCAAAAAUUUUAGCCAUAACCUUACUCGUCAAAAAAACAACAAAUUUUUUUGCAAGAGAAGAUAUGGCACAAGCGAUCCACAUAGAACUUCCUGUCCACGUCUCACUCACGGCCACUCAAAAUCUUCAUAUUCUCUUCCCCUACUAUCUCAACCACAAGUCUGCCUCUCCUCUCCGCAUAAAUUAUCAGCCAAAAGCUUAGCUAGUCACCCGCUAACGACGCACUUGGCACUUGCUCCACUAUGGGCUGCGCAAACUCAAAACGGCUCGACUCUGCGGUGGCCGCCGAAGUCUACCACCUGCCUCCAAGUAGCAUCGCCCUCUUCGACAUCAGCAAGAUAGAAGAGCCCUGGCUCCUCACCACCGGCCCCGUUCACGAACCCAUUGACGACAAGCCGCCAAAGCCUGGUCACGUGCCCCUCUCAUUGCUUGAGAAGCUCGACUCCUUUGAACUCGCCCCCAAACCCUGGUCUGAAGUCAGCAAGGCAUUGGAAGACCUCAAGCCGUCCCUCCACCAAACCUUACCGCCAGCACAAGCCACUGCUAAAAUACGUCCCUCAUCCCUUCUUCCUAGCAACAUCGGUCACGCCUCUAUAUCGCCCCCGCGCCACCCGCCGCCAGAGCUCGUGGGUUUUCGAUCAGUAAAGGAGAACAGCUUCGUGGUGCGGGACCGACAGGAGCGGGAGGGCAAGAAGGAGGCAGAAGAGCUUCGGCGGUGGAAGAUCCGGAACCCGCUAGAGAGGUACCCGGAGAGACGGCCGCCAGGUAACUCUGAUGGAGUUGUGAUUUAUACCACAACGCUACGGGGAGUCCGGCGGACGUUCGAGGAUUGCGAGAGGCUGCGGCAGGUGGUGGAGGGGCAUGCUGUGGAGGCAGGGUUGGAGGUUGACGAGCGCGACGUUUCGCUUCACGGGGAUUAUUUGAAACAAGUGAGGGAGCUCGUCGGUGAGGGGGUGGUGGUGCCGAGGUUGUUCGUGGCAGGGAGGUAUGUCGGUGGGGUUCAAGAUGUGGUGGAGCUGGCCGAAACUGGGAAGCUUGGGGAGAUGAUGAGGUGGGUAGCGAGAAGGAUGGGAGGGGAAAGAGGAAAAGGGGGAAGGAGAGUCUGCGAAGGAUGCGGAGGGGCGAGGUUCGUGCCUUGUACGGAGUGCAACGGGAGCUGCAAGGUUGUGGCGGAGGACGGGAAGGGGGUGGAGAGGUGUGGGAUGUGCAAUGAGAAUGGACUUGCCAUGUGUCCUAUGUGUCAUUGAGUGGUCAAUGAACAAGUUCUUUGUAGAUCUUCACCGUUAUUAUUGUUAAGGAUUACAUUGAAAUAUGAGUCAAUGUUAAAUCAAAAUGAUAAAUAUAUUGCUCAUAUCAAAUGUAAAGAUCAAAUUUUCAUUUCAAG
Phalaenopsis equestris is the source of this 1475-nucleotide messenger RNA. Its product is annotated as glutaredoxin domain-containing cysteine-rich protein CG12206. The record is from RefSeq and is a predicted model, not a curated record. The transcript is spliced from 2 exons. The coding region runs from base 334 to 1338 and encodes 334 amino acids. NCBI's taxonomy places the organism in Eukaryota, Viridiplantae, Streptophyta, Magnoliopsida, Asparagales, Orchidaceae.